CACAGGACAACCUGAAGGCGGGGAAGAUCUCUCUAUUCUCUCUGUGGAGCAGCUGUUGGGCUUCUCAGAGGAGGAUCCAACUCAAGACUUCUUGCCACGGAACACAAGGUUGUCAUCGGAAAUGGCUGAAACAUCUCCUUUGUCUGGUGGAGCCGCAACAGCUCAGGGCUCUGUAUCCUUUGAGGACGUGGCUGUGUAUUUCACGGAGGAGGAGUGGGCUCUGUUGGAUUCUAGCCAGAGAGCCUUAUACAGAGAAGUCAUGCUGGAGAAUUCUAGGAAUCUGGCUGCUCUGGGUAAGGGCCUGUUUCGCUCUGAUAUUCAGGCAUUUGUGGAAGUCUUUUCUUGCCAUAAAUGUUCAGAAAGCAGCUUCUGCCUAGAAGGAGGACAUUUUGGACUUCUUUUUGUUUUCCUAAGACCAGA
Messenger RNA from Notechis scutatus (mainland tiger snake), 420 nucleotides. Lineage: Eukaryota; Metazoa; Chordata; Lepidosauria; Squamata; Elapidae. The record is from RefSeq and is a predicted model, not a curated record.